AUGACUUGGUGUACAAAAAUUUAUGAUAUAUUUAAUGGAUGGAAUGAUGAUGAUGAACAUGAAUUACCAUCCACACCAGCUGCCAAAUCAAUUAAUGGUCUACCAGAAUCAUCAAUAACAUCAAAAGUUGCUCGUCUUAGUUCAAUAAAUGAUAGUUCAUAUCUUGAAAGAUCUCAAUCAAUAUUAAGUAUAAACAAUCCAUCGAAUUAUAAUAAACAAAAUUAUGAUCGAUAUUUUUCAUCAUAUGGAGGUGAUGAUGAUAAUCAUCAUCAUCAUCGUCAAGAACAAAGAUCUUAUGGUAUUGCGACAAUGUAUAUAGGAAGCCAAAACGACCAUAGUCAAGAACAACAACUGGCAAGAAGUUAUUCAUUUGAAUUACAAAGAAAUAAUUUUUUAUUAUCAUCACCUGAUAUUGGUUAUCCAACAUCACAACAAAUGAAUCGACAACGAAAUAAUUUUGAUAAAUCAUUACGAUCUUCGUCGAUAAAUGCUCUUGUGAAUACUUGUAUGAUUGAUAGUCAAGUUUCGCUAUCAAAUAGAAAGGAAGCAAUGGAUCCAAGAUUAUCAACACGUUCUUCAUAUUCCGUUGGUGAAUACGAAACAAAUGAUUCGCCAUGUAGAAAUAAUGAGAAAGUUGCACAAGCAAUUCAAUAUCAUAUUAAACAGAUGUUGACAUCAUCACCCAGUAGUAUAUUUUCUAUGGUCUAUCGUUUUCCAUCUAAUGAAAUGUUAAAUUACAAAGAUUCUUAUCGUAUUGAAGGUGGAUAUGAUGAACCAUCACAAUGGAUAAUUCAAACAAAAAUAGCUCCAGUUGAAUGUCGAAUUAUAUCCGACAAUGUUGCUUCAAUUUAUUCAAAUCAUUUUUAUGAUCAAUAUCAUUAUAAUUUAUUUGCAAUUGAUGAUAAUUCUAAUCCAAUUAUUAUGUCAAUUAAACCACAUAAUAAUCGUUUAACAAUAAUUGUUCGUACAAAAGAAAGUUCAAAAUGUUUAGAUAUGAUUGAAAAUGAAUCAUAUUCAACUGAUUAUGUUUAUUUAGCAAGACAACUUUAUCCAGAUUUGCAAGUUGAUCAUUUUGAAAAUUGUACAAAUCUAAAAGCACAACAAUUUAUAAAAACAUAUGAUGAAAAAUUAGAAACACAUAAAUUUAAAUUUGGUGUCAUUUAUCAAAGACGUGGACAAACAACAGAAGAAGAAUUUUUUAAUAAUGAACGUCAUGGACGAUCAUUAGAUGAAUUUUUGGAUAUAAUUGCAACAAGAGUUUCAUUAAAAAAUUUUAAAGGUUAUCGAGCUGGUCUUGAUGUAAGUGAACAAACAGAUUGUCCAAUAUCUUAUUAUGAAUUAUAUGAUCAUAAAGAAAUUAUGUUUCAUGUUAGUACAUUAUUACCAUUUACACAUACAGAUACAUCACAAAUUCAACGUAAACGUCAUAUUGGAAAUGAUAUUGUUGCAAUUGUUUUUCAAGAAGAAAAUACACCAUUCCAUCCAAGUAUGAUUAAAUCAAAUUUUUUACAUGCUUUUCUUGUUGUACAACCUGUUCAAGUACUUUCAAGAACAUGUUAUAAAGUAAGAUAA
Messenger RNA from Rotaria sp. Silwood1, 1572 nucleotides. The record is from the annotation of a GenBank genome assembly. Lineage: Eukaryota; Metazoa; Rotifera; Eurotatoria; Philodinida; Philodinidae.